AAGUCAAUCUGUUCGGGUUGCUCGACGUGGAAGGUUCGUUGCGCGCGCGGAAAAACUGAAAUCUGAAAAUCUCGGAAAAGCGUUUCGCUACAGCAGAAGGCGAGUGCAUUUCCUCGACCUGCGAACGCCGGUGCCUAAGGUUGCCAAGAAGCCUCGCAAUUAAAUCUAUUUUCGCCGACAUAAAUACAAAAUACAGAAUAAAAACAAAACGCAUUCGCUGGCAAAUCGAUUGCUAAAGGAAUUGAGCACUAUUCGGUGUUAUGUCAUGGAAAUUCUCUGACUGAGUUUCGAAAAAUCUGUGUGAAUUUCAGGCGACCUUUGAAAACUAAGGAAAGAGUAAAUAGUGCUAAUUAUAUUUGGCACAAGCCGCCCUCUCUCUACCACCAACGCGUGUUUUUGGGGCCUUUUGUUUUGUGCGCUCAUAUUUGUAUUCGCAUUUGUAUUCGUGGCCGUGUGCCGCAGUGUGUGUGCGUGUUAGCCGGCAAGUGUAUCUGUGUGUGUUGCCGCGAACAGCUGUUCCCCAGACGACAGCAUGCAGAAGUAAAUACGAGUAAAUACACGUAUAAAGUGGUGCCAAUAAAUCGAAUCCGGAUCCGGGCCAGAGGCCAAUCACAGGCGAAUCGAAUUUAGCCGCAGCAUCCGCACAGAAAUCACCCAUCGACCACCAAAAUGGCGGCCAGGAGCAUCCGGCUGGCGCAGCUUCUGCUCUUCACCCUGCUCUGCGGCCUCGUCGGCCUGUCAGCCGCCAAGCACCUGGACCUGGAGGGGCCGCACCACCACCAGCACCACCAGCACAGCGCCACCACGCACCACCGGCGGCGCCUGCAGCGCGACUCGCGGGCGAAGGACGCGGCGGGCGGCGCGGCCCACCAGUGCGAGGCCGUCAAGAGCUACUUCGAAUCCAUCGACGUCAAGUUGAGCGGGACCUACAGCGAAAAAGGCGCCAUUUGCGGCGAAAGCUGCUGCAACAAUGCCACCGAGCUGGAGCUGCGUGACAAAGCCGCCGGAAAAUUCGAGGAGCUGCUGCACCACCACACCAUCAGCCUCCGCGGAAUCCUCGAGAAGAAUGCCAACCAGUUCCAGAGUCACGUCCUGGAAUUGGCGCAGAUUUCGGAGAACAUGACCCACUCCCUGUUCUCGAAGGUCUACUCCCGCAUGGUGCCGCCCUCCCGGAUGAUGAUCCAUCAACUGUACAACGAAAUCAUGAACCACCUGAACUACGCCUCGAACUACACGAACAGCAAUGGGCAGGUGAGCAGGCGGGGAUUGGGCAGUGACCAGAGCUCGCUGGAGGAGGCUGUGCGGAGCUUCUUCGUCCAGCUCUUCCCCGUGGCCUACCACCAAGUGGUGCACCUCUCGAAGGAGCAGUAUGGCGACCUGCACGAGGACUAUGUCAACUGCCUGCAGCACAACUUCGACGAGCUGCAUCCCUUCGGGGACACGCCGCGCCAGCUGCAGGACAGCCUGGGCAGGGGAGUCUACAUGUCCAACGUCUUCAUGAACGCCCUGCUCCAGGCCGCCGAGGUGCUCAGCGAGGCCGACGCCCUCUAUGGCAAGCAGCUGACGGACACCUGCAAGAUGCAGCUCCUCAAGAUGCACUACUGCCCCCACUGCAGUGGCCACCACGCGAAGAGCGAGACCAUCCUCUGCGACGGCUACUGCAAGAACGUGAUGCGCGGUUGCUCGGCGGAGUACGCUGGUCUGCUGGACGGCCCCUGGUCGAGUGUGGUGGAUGCCCUCAACAACCUGGUGACCACCCAUCUCCUCUCGGACAACGGCAUCAUCAACGUCAUCAAGCGCCUGCAGACGUACUUCUCCGACGCAAUUAUGUACGCCAUGAACAACGGUCCUGACUUGGAGCAGAAGGUGAAGAAGACCUGCGGCACGCCCAGCCUGACGCCCUAUUCGUCCGGAGAUGCGGAGGCACGACCUCCGACCCACAAGAACGUCAAGUGGGCCACCGACCCGGAUCCCGACAUGGUCAUCUUCCUCUCCACCAUCGACAAGAGCAAGGAGUUCUACACGACCAUCGUGGACAACUUCUGUGACGAGCAGCACUCCCACGAGGAUCGCUCCUGCUGGACAGGCGACCGCUUCGGGGACUACACCCAGCUGCUGAUCAACCCGGGAACCGACAGACAGCGAUACAAUCCCGAGGUGCCCUUCAACUCGAACACCCAGGCCAGCCAGUUGAACGAGCUGGUGGACAAGCUCAUCAAGAUCCGCAAGAACAUCGGAGCUGCGGCACCUUCGAACAGCAUACAGGCGUCGCACGACAUCCAGAAUGACAUGGCAGAGGGCUCCGGCGGCGGGGAGGGCCAGAUCGGCGACGACGAGGAGGAGUACGGGGGCGCACAUGGUUCCGGAGAUGGUUCCGGCGAUGGAUCCCACACGCCCAUCGAGGACACCGAGGGCACCACGACCAACGAAGUGGAGUCGCGCGACAGCGGCAAGACCAGCGGGUCCAACCCACUGGAGGCCACCGCGACGUGGAUGCUCCUCACCCUAGUCACAAUGCUCUUCAGUAGCUGUAGUUAAGGAUGCUGCCCCAGCCGAGGGAGCAGACACAAAUGCAAAAAGGAGCGAAAGGAAGGAGGCACAACAAGAGCAACAGCAAAUGCACAAGAAUCGAGUUAAAUCAUUAAAUAAUAACUAUUAUCAUUAUUAUUAUUAUUUGUGUAAUUCUUAAGUUGUUACAAGUAAUUUAUUAGGCCCUAAGCGCAUUCAUCUAGCAAUCGACUAACAAUCUACACAGAAGCGAAACUUGAAACUUGAAACGGGAAACCCUCGAAGCGCACCUCCCCUUCUAGCUUUUCCAAAUUCAGAGCCCAUCGAAUUUCCAUGCCGAAUCCAACUAGACUUGUGUGCCAUAUAAACGAGUUGGAUUCGUUGCAUACGAAUCGAGCAGUGGCUAAACAUAAACUAUACGAAAACUAAACAAAAUAGGCUCAAGCCCCAGCAUAAACCUUCCAUAGAGUGUGCAGUUUGUUCGGAUACAUGUUAAUACUUACACAUAGCGUACGGUACAGUAAAGCUCAAUGUUCAAAGCAAGUUGUUCCUUUUUCGGUGUAAUAGGCAAGUAAACAGAGGCGGAAUCGGAGGCGUGGCACCACUUUCAACGGCUAGUUCUCGGACCGAUCACAAAACAAAACAAACAUUAUACGUAAAGGAUAUAAAUCUGUUAGCUGUAGCCUCAGUGAAUGUUAAACUAAACGAAACGAAACGAAUUAUUGUUGUCUACACCUUCGAACUGAAAUUGAUCAAUUGGGUAAUCGACGCGAGAUGCAUACGAAUGGAAUUUAGUUGAGUAAACGCACUUUACGGAAAAACUAGAAGACUUACAGCUUUAUACGCAAAUGAAAAAUCGAAGAAACACAGAAAACAGAAAGCGAUGAAAAUCUAUUGAUAUAUACGUAUAUUAUAUGGUAGCAUUAUUUAAAUUAUGUGAACAAAGAGGGAAGACCUUGGGGAAAUGUCAUGAAAUGCAUUCAGCUAAUUAGAGUUUACAGAGCACUUGGAGUUCUGGCAGAAAGUGCAGAGAUGCAGAGUUCAGCGCACAAUUUGCAUAUUCGCAAUCUGCAAUUUCAAUCGAAACUAUUGUUGCAAUCUAUCGGAUACUUUACAGUGGGGCAGAGCGCUGCUGAAUCAAAUCCAGAGAGCAGCGCUGGCGACACUCUAAAACACAAAUAAAUAUAUAUAUACAAAUGAAUAUGAAAUAUGCAUUGAUACGAGUACGGCGCCAGCGAUAAGAAUGAAGUCUAUAUAUAAACAAAUAUAUAUAUAAAUAUAUAUAUACACAUAAAUGAAUUAACUAAUUAAAUCGUAAUUAUAUGCUAGUGCGUAAACUGUAACGAUUAGCCCGUAACGUGUAAAAAGCAAACAGUUGACCGAUAACAACAAAUUUAGUUAGUAGCAAAUUAACAAAGGCAAGUGCCAACUGGCGGCGCAUCCAUCAAAUUGGCAAAUUAUAUCGCAAAUACACUGCGGUCCGCUGGGAUCGCUGGUGUGCGGACGCGCUGGUUGAACUAUGUAUAAUUAUUAUUUGUAUCAUUAUUAUUUAACUAUUGCAUGUGAUUAAUAAUAUUUAAGUUAAACGUAAACGCAACAUAUUAAAUUGUAACUUAUGUAUACCGCAAAGCAGACGCAGAGUGCGAGCGAGAAUCAUCGUUGUAAAUCUAUUCGGAGAUAACCAAUGCGAAACGAAAUUGCACUAAAAAUAAAUGUACUACUUUUAGAUGCCUAAAAACCAAUAAAUAAUUAUGUAACAAAAAA
Molecule: messenger RNA, 4272 nt
Organism: Drosophila biarmipes
Lineage: Eukaryota; Metazoa; Arthropoda; Insecta; Diptera; Drosophilidae
Gene: dally
Product: division abnormally delayed protein
Exons: 9
Coding region: 670-2538 (622 amino acids)
Biological process (GO): cell migration; positive regulation of canonical Wnt signaling pathway; regulation of protein localization to membrane
Cellular component (GO): extracellular region; cell surface; plasma membrane
Source: RefSeq, a predicted model, not a curated record